Messenger RNA from Melanotaenia boesemani (Boeseman's rainbowfish), 2514 nucleotides. Its product is annotated as methylmalonate-semialdehyde dehydrogenase [acylating], mitochondrial-like. The coding region runs from base 132 to 1709 and encodes 525 amino acids. The record is from RefSeq and is a predicted model, not a curated record. Lineage: Eukaryota; Metazoa; Chordata; Actinopteri; Atheriniformes; Melanotaeniidae. Gene Ontology annotation, molecular function: malonate-semialdehyde dehydrogenase (acetylating, [NAD(P)+]) activity; methylmalonate-semialdehyde dehydrogenase (acylating, NAD+) activity. Gene Ontology annotation, biological process: L-valine catabolic process; thymine catabolic process. The transcript is spliced from 12 exons. Gene Ontology annotation, cellular component: mitochondrion.
CGCAGCAUCGUAUCCCACCAUCCCGUCCUUUGGAAGCGUUUGGAGCUGAAGUUGUUCGCACACCGGGGUAAUUGUGGGUCGGUUGAAGGGCUUCACAAGAGGAUAAGCAAACACCAGACUGACUCACCACAAUGGCAGCAAUUCUCCUGCGGUCUGUAUUAAAUAAGCAGGCCCCCCUCCAACUGGGUCGCAUGUGCUACUCCUCCUCGGUGCCCACCACUAAGCUGUUCAUCGAUGGCAAGUUUGUCGAGUCCAACUCAUCUGAAUGGUUAGACAUUCACAAUCCUGCCACUAAUGAAGUGGUGGGACAUGUUCCCAAAGCUACUCAGGAGGAGAUGCUGGCAGCUGUGGAUUCCUGCUCCAGAGCCUUUAAGUCCUGGUCUGAGACCUCCAUCCUCAGCAGGCAGCAGAUCUUCCUGCGCUACCAGCAGCUGAUAAAAGACAACAUUAAAGAACUGGCGAAAAAAAUCACCUUGGAACAGGGCAAAACUCUUGCUGAUGCAGAGGGAGAUGUAUUUAGAGGACUGCAGGUGGUCGAGCAUGCCUGCAGCAUCACAUCUCUUAUGCUUGGGGAAACCUUGCCCUCCAUCACCAAGGAUAUGGACACUUACACAUACCGUCUACCCCUUGGAGUUUGUGCCGGCAUCGCCCCUUUUAACUUCCCCGCCAUGAUUCCUCUGUGGAUGUUCCCCAUUGGAAUGGUAUGCGGCAACACGUACCUGAUGAAGCCCUCUGAGCGCGUCCCAGGCUGUACAAUGCUUUUGGCCAAACUGCUCCAAGAUGCUGGGGCACCAGAUGGUACACUCAACAUCAUCCACGGGCAGCAUGCAGCUGUGAACUUCAUCUGUGACCAUCCGGCAAUCAAAGCCAUCAGUUUUGUGGGAUCCAACCAGGCUGGAGAGUACAUCUAUGAGCGUGGCUCCAAGAACGGCAAGAGAGUGCAGUCCAACAUGGGUGCCAAGAAUCAUGGUGUGGUCAUGCCUGAUGCCAACAAAGAGAAUACGAUCAACCAGCUAGUGGGUGCUGCUUUUGGAGCCGCCGGCCAGCGCUGCAUGGCUCUCUCCACGGCUAUCUUUGUUGGGGAGUCCCGUGAAUGGCUCCCGGAGCUGGUGGAGCGCUCCAAAUCACUGCGUGUAAACGCCGGCGAUCAGCCUGGGGCAGAUGUGGGUCCCCUGAUCUCUCCUGAAGCCAAGGCCAGGGUGGAGUCUUUGAUCCAGAGCGGGGUGAACGAAGGUGCCAAGCUGCUGCUGGAUGGGAGAAAGGUUCACGUCAAAGGAUAUGAAAACGGAAACUUUGUAGGACCCACCAUCUUAAGCAAUGUCACGUCGGACAUGAAAUGCUACAGAGAGGAGAUCUUUGGGCCUGUUCUCGUCAUCCUGGAGGCUGACACUCUUGAUGAUGCCAUCUCUUUAAUUAACUCAAACCCGUAUGGAAAUGGCACCGCUAUCUUUACCACCAACGGAGCAACGGCACGCAAAUACACACACGAGGUGGACGUUGGCCAGAUUGGUGUGAAUGUACCCAUCCCUGUCCCCCUCCCCAUGUUCUCCUUCACCGGCUCUAGAGGUUCUUUCAGAGGAGAUACCAACUUCUACGGCAAGCAGGGAAUUCAGUUCUUCACUCAGAUCAAGACUGUUACCUCACAGUGGAAAGCUGAAGAUGCAACUCUAAAAAGCCCGGCUGUUACCAUGCCAACCAUGGGACGCUAAGCUAAAAAUGACUGUACAUCCAUCAUUGUUUCCAUACAUGCCUUAAGAAGAAGCCCAAUGAUGGUUUGGAAAAAAGGUUACAUGUCAUUUUCAAAGCUGACAAACAUUCAAACUGGAUAUUUUUGAGAGAGAGAUUGAUUAGAAUUUUUGAGCAUCUUCCAUUAUAUAAACACAAAAGCACAAAUGACACCUCUUUAUUUCUGUUAGUCCUAAGGAAGAUAAACUGCACUUAUGCGCCGAGUGACACAGAGUAAUUUUGUGGGUUUGUUGUAUUUUUACACUUAUUUUCUACUCAUUUCCGGUGCUGUCCAGACAAGAUCAUGAGUUAAUAAUGGUCAAUUUCCUAAGCCAUUGAAGGCUCUGGCAUCAAAUUUCUCAAAAGGGCCUGGGAUUCUGUCAAGCAGCAACAGAAAUCAUCUUGAAUUGUGAAUGGAACGAAUGUCAGAAAGUGGACACAACCACCUCUUUGCUCCAUUAAACCUGAAAGAGUUUUGCAGCUUCUAUCCUGUACAUGUGUUUUGUCCUAGUAGUACAUUGUUGGGGAGGAGACUUGGAUUAGUUUGUGUGUCAGAUUUACAGUUGUGUCUUGUCCAUUGAAAAUACUACUUCUGGUCAUGAAUGGUGUAAUAAAAUAGAAUGUUAUUCACUUGAAAUAUAAGAAUCUAAGUUAUUAUGAUAAAAUAUCUGGGAUGAAACUGUUAGCAGUGGUGCAGUUACAGAAUGUACAAGACAUAUUUUCCUUGCCUUCCCUGUGACUUGGGAGAUAACAGUGAAGUUACGGUUUUAAUAAAGACAGAUUUAUGUG